This is a messenger RNA of Sphaeroforma arctica JP610, 450 nucleotides long. RefSeq lists its product as hypothetical. The record is from RefSeq and is a predicted model, not a curated record. NCBI's taxonomy places the organism in Eukaryota, Ichthyosporea, Ichthyophonida. The transcript has a single exon. The coding region runs from base 1 to 450 and encodes 149 amino acids.
AUGAUCGCUCAACCGUCACUGUACAGCCUGUCCAACGAGAGCUUCCUGAGUCUUCCGGCCCAAGGAAAGUUUCUAAAGCGAUGGGCCAAGGGGAUGGCUACGAGUAACAAAUCACAGGCCAUUGUGGAGAGUGGCGGGGAAAGCCGCAGCUUUGUGAGUGCGCAAGGGAACACCGCCAGGGCACUCAGCCACGGCUACAUAACCCCUACGCCAUUGAGUUAUAGCAGCAUCCAUGGCCCGAACUACGGAACACCCAGGCGAAACAGCGUCAGUGUGUCUUUGCUAUCCCCGAAUCCGGCGAGCCCGCCCACGUUCAUGUUCUCCAGCGGGGUUGAGACAGCCGAGCGCACCAUCACAUCUAUUAGCAGCUCGGCUUUACCGCUGUACCGGAAAGAGGUUUGGCUCAAUGUGUCAGAGACCUCGCCCCCGAUGCAGCACAGGAAAUCAUAA